Messenger RNA from Schistosoma margrebowiei, 8756 nucleotides. Lineage: Eukaryota; Metazoa; Platyhelminthes; Trematoda; Strigeidida; Schistosomatidae. The record is from the annotation of a GenBank genome assembly.
GUGUACAGCUUGAGGUAGGCGGGUUGUUCCAAGUUUUUGCCUCCGGCGCUAACGGUGUAGAGUUUUCAUGUUGCGCUCUGCCAGUUGAAUCCACUUGCUGUACAAUAAGGUGUCCUUUUGUUCUCAAGAUUUUGAAAUUUUUCAUUCUUACACUGGUAUUUUUAACUGCGAGUUACUUUUCCUACCUCUGAUUUACAACCUAUCUUCUUGCAGUUUGGAAUUAGUGAUUAGGAUUAGGUUUCGUUAUAUGAUAUAGAAUCUUCCAAAUUAAAUGUGAAAUUGAAAUAUUACUCUGAUCGAGAUCCGAUUUGUGAUAAAAGUACCAGUCUGUCAUAAUUUAAUAAGCGUGUAUGUCAGCAGCGAGUGUUGUCGUAACAUUGGUUUCUACCAUAUUAUCACUUCUUUUAUUCCGGCAUAUGAUGCUUUUUUAAGAAACCCUAGUUACCGACUGUUGUGAUCAAUCAGUGUGGUAGUGCUGUUAAACGGCAAAUAGUUUCUCCAAAUAUUUCAAGUUCUCUUCCGUUUGUAAAUGACUUUCGAAUUAAAUUGUUAAAUCAAGUGUUUUUGAAUUUUCGUUUUCACUACUGUUGACAUAAACAAAACACAAAUUUAAAAGUUAUGUAGUCGUGUGAAAAAUGCGUCACUAGUAUAGUGUAAUAAGAGAUAAACCGAGAUAAACUUAAUUUUCUAUGACACAAUAAUUGUUUGGAAUCGUUACGUUACCUUAGUCCCUAUACUUGUUUCCUGUAUCCUAACGACUCUCCAUUCAGUUGAAAUUACUCUUUAAUAGUCCGUCGUUUUAGAGUCCUUUGCUCUAGUUCUUUGUCGUUUUCCUUUUAAGUACUUUUAGUGUGGGAAUGAAGGACCGUACAUGUGAAAAUAUAAAAAAAGUAAGAAUCAAAAUAAGGUACUAACCAAUAAUCGGGUGCACAAAAUUUCUGUUGAACUAGGUCAACGUGAAAGUAACUUAGUAUUUACAUUGGCUUACAUAGUACGUGCCAUGACUUUCAUCUAACCAUGGAAUAUCACAAGACGGUAAAGAUCAGUCAAAUAUUACAUUUCUGUUCUAAAGAAUGGUUAGAAUUAGUGAUUAAAUAUAAAUUUUUUGCCACGAACUGACAGCUAAAGUGCUAAAAAGCUAUGUAGCAAAUGUGGAUGAGUGAAAUUCGCGCCAAAACUCUUGACCUGUCAUCCUAAAUCUAUUUGGUUCGUCCAUAAAUUGGUCUUGCUGAACAUUCCUUUCAAUAGAUUCUCUUCUCCAAACAAAUAAUCCAGAAAGUGUCCAGGUUUGAGGCGAAGUACAUCGUUUAAAAUUACAGAAUGUUAAUUUAGGAUUAUGUAACGAAAUCUCUGUUGAGAUGACUAGUUCGGAACGUUAACUGGAAUAAGCUUAUGCGUUAGAUGUAAUUGUGAGAUUAAUAAUUUUAAUAAAUAUAGAUUGGCUAGAUUGAGGUAGUUUAUUUGAAAGUAUAUUCUUUGUCUACAUAUUGGUGUUAUAAGUAACAUCGUUAUUAUGUAAUGUCUCAGCCAGUGUUCCUCUGUUCUAAUUCUGACUUAUCACAAUCGUUUGGACAGCAUAUUAUUUCCUUAAGCGACUACGGCAAAUAUUAAAGUGAUUACUUUCAAUCCUAUACCUCUAGUUUUGACGAUUGUUAGUAUCAGGCUUUUUUAUAAAACCGUAGGUAAAUUCCUAGUUAAGCUUCAAUUGAUGUAGUAGUCUUUCUUAGAUCUUACAAAUCGACUGUGGUCAAUUGUAUACAAACAACUGACCGAUAUGCAGUCUUGGAAUAUGGUUUCCAAUCUUAUAUUUGGUUUGAGCACCCGGGCAGUAUCACAGCCCUCACACAUAUCGAAUGAGAUUUGUAUGGCGCAUAUGUAUUUGGUGCCUCUUUGUACCAAUAUCUGUGUUGAAAUAAAUAAAUAAAAUUCGGCAAAAUCCCUACAUUAAGUAUUCGUAUAAACCCCAAUUGCCUGAUAGUUUGGGGCCAACUACUCUACCUUACUUGAGCUCUUCAUGCAUGUUUCUAAGAUAGCAUUUACAUGUAGUCAUAGUAACUCCUUUGAACAGUUAUGUCAGUUGUCUACUUUUAAACGAAAUAUAAUCGUUUAGGGUUCAAUCCACCCAAAAAGAAUGCUUAAUAUGAUAUUGAAAAUGUCUGUUCUUUUGUUUAAACCACUAAUUUAUGCAGCAAAACUUUCGGGGAAUGCAAUAGCACGUAUCGGUUAGAAUAGUUUUAUGAAAAUAUAAGUUUAAUUGCCACACAUGUACUACACUGCUAAGGUUUAAUAGCCAAUGCCAAAACUUUACUCUUAGUUAAUCGUCCUUGUGUCACAGACAGUGUUGUACGAACACAGCCUAAAUUGGCUUCCUUUUAGCUUUUAAAAUACGGUAAGUCGUUGGAUAUGACAUGCCAUUUCUCGGCUCACUGUCGAAAGCCUUGCUUAAGGAUAAAUUAAUCGAUAGAGAUGCUAUCAUUGUAUUCUAAGACAUUCGACACUGUCGCUACGCUACCUCCGUAACAAAAAGUAACAAAAUCAACAUUUACUAGGUAUAUGGGCAUGAGCCAUACUAUGUAAGGACUAACCAGAGCAUUGGUAAUGCCUCAGUGGGCUCCGCCUUUUAAUGGUCGCUAUGGAAUAAGAUAAAGUAUGGUUUUUUAGGAUUUGUGCUAUCAACAGUUUAUAUGACACGAGGUUAGCAUAUUUAACUAUCAGUAUUAUCAUUUUGGUUAUUAUAUUUUAUACUAAUGCUUUGGGUUUUAAGAUGCCUCUUAUCAGUACGAAGCUACAUGUAUUGAACCCGAUAUGGAGAAAAAAGAAACCUCGUGACACUGAGCAACACGAAGAACACGAACCAAAACCAGCAUUUAUCGUCCCAGAGACUCAAGAAAUUUGUACAUCUGCCGAGGAAUUGCAGCGCAAAAUUACUAUAUAUAAUGAAAAUAUAUGGACUUGUCGUGUAACUGGGAAACCUAAUUUGACUUACCGGGAAGCAUUGAAAACUGAAGCAACUGCUAUUCGAACACUAAAAAAGUGUUUCCCCAAGUUUUUUGAAAAAACUAUCCUUGAGCGCGUUCAUCUCAGUACUCUACCCCUAGAAUCCUUGGUACACAGCUGCUGGACCACCAUACAUGAACAAUUUCAUAUUGCAGAACCUGUGAAACUUAAAGUUGACUCUGUUUCGAAUACACCAAUACGUGGAAUAAUUGAUGAUAUAAUAAAAUCUCAAACUGUACCGACAUCUGUUCCGGAUAACACUUCACCGAAUAAUAGUGACAAAGAAAAUGUGACUAAAAAGAAUUCUCCCAUCAAGAAAAACUACGCUUACAGUGUUAAAGUUCUUUCAGAUAUCCCUGUUGUUGUACAUGAUGUUCCAGCCUGUUCCAUUGACCGUAUCAACCGAGCACCUUCCAAAGACCAUAUCAAAAUGUUUAUUCGAAGUCAUGCUAUGCGUUAUGGACCAAACUUUACAGGUCCAUGGAUUGUAAACGAGGAGCUUUUACGACGUCAUAAAAUACCUUUAAAAAGCCCCGGAUGUCAAGUUGAUAAAGUUAAGUUAAAACAAAUGUCCAAAGCCCUGGAGGAGGAAUACUUUGUACGCGUUAUGAACUCCCGACGUCAGUCCAACGGAGAAGGUACAUCAGAUGAUAUUACCUCAAGCACACCACUUAAUUUUAAACGUAUCAAGCGCUUCUCUGUUCUACGUGAAGAUAACACUUCCAAGAUGCUUGAAGAAAAUGAAGAUAACUUACCGCUAGCUCAGUUAAAAGAUCGUUCUCAACUUAAACAAUCAUUGGAGGAUAGUAGAAAGAAGAAAAUGAAACAGUCCACCUUAUUUCAAUUUGGUAAGAAAACUCCUACGAAAGAUGAAAUACCAGACAAGCCAACAAUCAAUCGUCCUAAAAAGAAUACUAAUGAAAGAUGUGCAUUGCCUCGAGUUGCUCAACAUCUCAUCAAAAUGUUUGGAGAAGAUCGUAAUAAUCCAGCCAUAGAAACUCAAAUAAGACUUUGUGCAAAAUUCAUAAGUGACGUAGAUAUUCUUAAGUUGCCUGUUGAAUUACGUGAUCCUGUGCGAUCAAAGAAAGAAGCGUUUGCGUUCAAAAAAAAGUUACUGACUAUGUCACCGACUCAACGAAAGCAAGCACUCCAAGAAAUGAAAGAAAAACAGAAGAUUGAACGUAUUCACGCUAAUAAAUUGCUUGAUGAUCAACAUCUUAUGACUGCUUUGCCUCAGUGCCCUCGCUUACCUGAACCUUCCAAACUUGAACUUCCUCCUAGUUUCAAUGAAUCUUUGUUUGGACGCCUGCUAGGAUUAACAGAAUUUUUCCAUGUCUUCCAUAGCUUACUUGUUGAAGGAUCUGUUGAUGAUACCGAGGUAGAGAAUCCAUCUGAAAAUAAUGUUCUAUCUGGCUUUUGUCGCUUUCCAGUCGAAUCUCUUGUAGCUGGUGUUGGUGAACCGGGUUAUUCUGAUGAUGAUGACGAUGGUAAUACUGAUGAAGAAGAGGAAGAAGCUGGAUUGACUGAAUCAAAUGCUCCACUUCCGAAAAUAUGUAUAAAGUCAUUGCGUCGUCUAGGAUUGAAACGAUUACUUAACGCUGUCACCACAAAUAAUCCAUCAGCCGGUGCCUAUCGAUCACUAGCACGUCCUUUAAGUGUCCUAUUACGCUUAGUCUUAAGAGAUGAACAAAUAGGUAAAAAACGUGAGUUGGGUUUGAAACUGGCUAAAUUCCCAGUUACACCGUAUACAGCUCCUGAGCUCCUUAGAUUGACUCUUUUAAACGAAAUUCCAUCAAAUCAUGCUAGAACAACCAUAUUGGAACAAUUACGAAAUCAUGACGCUCCAGUCACCGAUCCUAAUCCAUUUGACCAGAAUUCUCCUGUGACACAACUUAUACACCACUUAUCCAACUCUGAUCUACAUGAACUAUUUCCAGAAAUACGUGUAAUAGCAUUGGAAUGGGCAGUGGAUAAAAUUUUCGAUCUUGAUCUUAUAGAUGAUCAUAUUAUGGCAUGUCAACGUCGUGCAGCUGAUGCUUGGCAAAGGAAAAUUCAGGUAUUACGUGAUAAAAACUUACGAAAAAAAGACAAAAAAGAUAAUGCAAAUGAAGCUAACAAAACCAGUAAUAAUAAUAAUAGCAAUAAUUUAUCUACCAAUCAACUUGAUGAGUCGAAGUCUAAAGCAGACACUCCUACCGCUACUGCUGAUGAUAUCACAGAUUCUGAAAAUGACUUAGCAUCAAUUGUAAAACGCAGACGAAUUCUAGCUGCACGAGCAGCAAUAGAAAAGGAAGAAAAAGAAAAUCUGGAACGUCAACGCCGUCUGGAAAUGGCUCAAGAACAUGCUGAAGAACGUGCAAUUAAUACAGUUAGUCGACUUCAUGAUAUUCGGUCUACAGAAGCAAAAUGUGUUCUACGAAACAACCCUAUUGGUUAUGAUAGAUAUUAUCGUCGUGUUUGGUAUUUCCGUUGUUCUCCGGAUCGUUUGUUUUUGGAGGCUAAUUGGGCUUCCUCAAGUAUCAUGUAUUCGGUUGAUUCCUUUAGAAAAAAUGAAUCUGUCCCAAUUACCACUUUGAAUGAUGAAACAAUACCACAACCUGCUCAUGAUUUUGUAAAAAAUGACACAUUGAACAGUGGAACCAUUUCAAGUUCCUGGAGUAAUUGGUAUUUUUAUGACCGUCCUGAACAGUUAGAUGAAUUGUUAAAUUCAUUGCUAACUCACGGUGUUCGAGAAAGUCAUUUAAAAAGUCAGUUAUUGGCAGAUGGAUUUUUGGAAUCACUUAAAAAAAGAUGGAGAAGUGGUCUCUCAAAUGAAUUGGUAAUUAAAGCUGACACAACGAAUGGUACUCCUAUAAAUGUAGAAAAACAUCCAUCUCAUCAUAAACGCGAUCUUCCUGCUGGAGCCGCUUUGGCAGGUGCAUUGUUGAAAAAUAUUUUAGAUACUGAGGUUCGUCUAAGAUCUGGUGGUCUCGGUGGUGUACCAGAUUUUACAAAAUGGCAAGAGCGUUUAGCACAAAUACAAGAAUCCUAUGGAAUCCAACAAGAAACUCUUAAUGUAAAUUUGUCUUCAAAACCAAAUCUGUCAGCUUUAUCCAGUCUAUGUGAAUUACCAAAUAAAGCAGGACUUGCUAUGGCUCUUAUUGAAGUAGCUGAAAAUAUAAUACCUCGCUUUUUAAACGUUCCUGAUCUUUGCACCAACUCAAAAUUCGACUCUAAUCAAAAUGGAACAAAUGAUUGUCAUGAUCUAAAAACUUCUUUUCCAGAUCAUGUACCAUUUUGUAGAUUUUCAUCUGGAGAAGAUUCAGACGCAUCUGAAAAUAAUGAUCGUUCACAGGAACUGGAGAAAGCUGUUUUAGACCCUGAAGCUCAUGAACUACGAACCCGUGCUUGGAUGACAGCUUGGCGCACUGAAGUUCAAAAUGCUCGUACACUGACCCGAUUAAAUCUCUUACAUGCUUGUCUGGAUGCAUGUGUUCGCUGGGAAAAGUCAGUGGAAGAUGCGCGCUGCCGUAUUUGUCGUCGGAAAACAGAUGAUGAUAAUUUACUACUUUGUGACGGUUGUAAUCUUGCUUUUCAUCUCUACUGUUUACGUCCACCAUUAAAACGUGUACCAACAGGUGAUUGGUUCUGCCCGACUUGUGGACCAGCCUCUCGUGCCCUCGAAAAGCGUAAGCGUGAAGAACGUUUAGCUCGGUCUGCAAGACGACGAAAACGUGCUUUGUCAUCUGAUGAUGAAGAACAAUUAAAUUCUGAUAAUAAUGAAGAAAGUAGUGGCGAAAGUGAAGCUACUCAAAAAAUCAAACGUCGAAAUCCCCGUUCAUUUCGAUGCAAAGGCGGUAAUGACUCAAGUGCGUUCAAUAUAAAACGUUCAGUUAGUCCAGCCAAUCGCAAUUCAGUUUCAUCUAGAAAUAUCAGACAUGAUACAUCCUGUCUUGUUUGUUCAGAUUCAAUUGGUGAUUUGGUUCUAUGUUCCAACUGUCCCAAUGUAUUCCAUCUGGACUGUCAUGAUCCCCCAUUGCACCAUAUUCCACGUGGAGAUGGUUGGCAGUGUUCAGUUUGCCGGUCGAAUAAAAAACGUUCUACUAUUACUUCUUAUUUUCAAAGCAGAGAUUAUCGUCGGAAAACUUAUCAAGCAAUUUUCAAGAAACGAGCUGUCAGUCCAGAUGAACGUAGCGAAGAUGAAUUUUUAAAUAGUACAUCUUUUACUCGUUCAACACGAAGUAACAAUAGAUCUCGAAGGAAUAUCGCAAUGUCUGACACUGAUGAUGAACAACAAUCGAGUGAAGCAUCUUCAGAUGUAGAUAUCCGCUCUAAUAAUCAACGCCCAAUUUCCCGUCGACGUAGUGCUUCACGAUCAGCGUCUGCUCUUAGUUCACAACUAAAUAAAUAUCCAAAACGUAGACGACGACACUUAUCUGAUCAGGAGGAUACUUCAGAAACAGAACAAAUGGACGAAAAGUCUCAAUCUUUAUGUUCACACAUUCUUGAUGCUGUGUAUAAACACAAACACUCAUGGCCAUUCAGAAAACCUGUUGAUAGAAGCCAGGUUCCCGAUUAUUACGAAAUUAUCACAGAUCCUAUCGAUUUGUCCAUGAUGCGUGAUUGGCUUUCUGAAGGACGGUAUAACACGGAAUCUACCAACGCAGGACUGAAGAAACUAGUACAUGAUUUAGGUACUAUGUUUUAUAACGCCGAAUUGUAUAAUGCUGCUGACUCAGACGUUUGGUUAGCUGGAGAGCAGUUAGAAAAAUUCGUGAAGAAUCAAUUCGCUCAUAUUAACACAGAUGUUGUCUACUCUAGACCAGCACUUGGUGAUGCAUGAAUAUGAAUAUGAAUAAUCGUAUUUUGGUAAAAUUAUGAUAGAUAUUUUUCUAUGUGUGUGGAAAUAUCUGUUUUUGAAUCAUUUGUGUACGCAUAAAAGCAAUAAUCUAAGUCAAGUUUUGAUAUGUGUGUGUUUAUACUGUCUCCUGUUGUUAAAAACAAACUUAUAAUGACUCGAUUUAAACAAUACACAUAAUCUUCUUAUUCAUUUUUAUUAUUAUUAUUAUUAUUUUGACUAUCAGCUUAUUCUCUAUUUGUCUUAUUUUUAUUUUGUCAGUGGAUAUUAUAAGUGUAUGCAUUUACAAUUUAGAAAGAGAGAAUUAUAUCUAUAUCUAUCUAUUUUCUAGUGUGUUUUUGUUUCAAACUUUUUUUUUAAAUAAAAAAAAACUAUUUAUUUAAGUAACGUUGUAUUCGAAUUAACCAAUAUUCAGUGAAACAGUUUUGAAUAUAUUUUCUUUUCUCUAUUUUGUUUUUCCUCUAAUUUAUUUUCUCGACUUUUUUUCUUUUUUCUUUAAAAAUCAUCGAAUCACUUGUGCUCAAAAUUGUCAAUGUGUGCUUCCUUUAUGUAUAUGAUUGAUAAUUGUUCAGUGACUUUUAUUUCUCUUCCCCCCUGUCUCUCUCUAGUUCUCCCUUUUCUUGUGUCACAUUCUUCAUGAUAUGUAUGCAGGUUUGUACAGCCUUAUUGUAAAGGUAUAUUUUAUUUGUCCCUUUUUAUGUAUAUCUGUGUCACAGUAAUAAUUUGUCUACAAUAUUGUCAUGACGUAUUGGUAAUGUAACACACAUUUAUUGAAUUAUCCUCUUAAAAAAAAAUUAGCUCGAUUUUUAAUAAACAAAGUAUUCCUAUUAUUAUCGGUUGUGAAUUAAUUAAAAGAUGGUAUAUACACAUAUCAUUGUUAUUUUUUAGCAUUUAUGUCUUAUUGCAAUAAAUCAUUUUAAGC